Messenger RNA from Vigna angularis (adzuki bean), 2137 nucleotides. Its product is annotated as transcription factor bHLH90. Gene Ontology annotation, biological process: regulation of DNA-templated transcription. Gene Ontology annotation, molecular function: DNA-binding transcription factor activity; protein dimerization activity; sequence-specific DNA binding. The transcript has 7 exons. The record is from RefSeq and is a predicted model, not a curated record. The coding region runs from base 1 to 1368 and encodes 455 amino acids. NCBI's taxonomy places the organism in Eukaryota, Viridiplantae, Streptophyta, Magnoliopsida, Fabales, Fabaceae. Gene Ontology annotation, cellular component: nucleus.
AUGAGAGGUCUUGGUGUAGUAGAGUGGCUUAGACCCCUUGUAGAGACCAAUGUUUGGGAUUAUGUAGUUGUUUGGAAAUAUGGGGAUGACCCAACUAGGUUUAUUGAGUGGAUUGGUUGCUGUUGUAGAGGGAGUUGCAGUGUGAACAUUUGUGUGGAGUCCAAAGAGGAAAAGGGUGAAGAAUGCCACUUAGCUCCCAUUUGCAGGGAUAAAUAUCUUCAGCAUCAUGUUAGAACAAAGGCUUGUGAGGCUCUUGCUCAGCUUCCUUUAGCAUUGUCUCUCUAUUCUGGUGUGCAUGGAGAAGUUGCCAUAUCACAACAAUCAAGAUGGCUUAACAAGGAUUCAAUUGGAACCCAAGUUUUGAUCCCUAUUGUUGGUGGUCUUAUUGAGCUCUUCACUGAGAAACUGAUUCCAAUGGAUAUGAAUAUCAUAGAGUUCAUAACAGCACAUGGCUGUGUCUCUUUGAAGCAAGAGGCCAUAUCUGCACAGAGCUACACCAGUCUGAACAUCAUUGAACAUCUGCCAUUAAGGGAACAGUACUCACAUUGGUGGCUACCACACAUGUCAGCAACUUUAACUCCUAGUGUCCAUCAGCCUGCAACAAAACAGUGCAACUCACAUCCUAGCAUUGAAGGACCCCCAAGGGGUUCUAAUCCUUCCACUGAAGAACCAUCGUUUGAUUCAAAAUUUGUUGGUUUGAUUCCAGACGAAUGUCUUAAACAAUCAACUAAAAUGUCUCCCAUCUCCAAAACUAAAAUGCCCAAGUACAGUAAAACUUCAGGGAAGCAGCAGAGAGGUUUGAGUUCUCAUUGCAGCUAUGGGGAAGAAGAUAAAUCAAAACUGGUCAAGGAGCCUCAGAAGGAAAGGUACCAAGCUAAAAAUCUUGUCACUGAGAGAAAUAGGAGGAACAAGAUUAAAAAAGGGCUUUUUACUCUGCGGUCUCUAGUCCCAAAGAUAACCAAGAUGGAUAGAGCUGCAAUUCUUGCAGAUGCAGUUGACUAUAUAAAGGAAUUACAAGCACAAGUGAAUGAACUAAAAAACGAAGGCAGUGCUUUGGAAGUUCAGGACUGUAUGAACACACCAAAAUUGAGGAAGACAGCUGACAAAGAACAAGAAGGAACCAGAAGUAACACUCUUAAUCAAAGUUCUUCUGAUUGCACUAAAAAGAUGCAGAUGGAAGUACAAGCAGAAGUGCACUACAUUGGCAAGAAAGAUUUCUUAAUUAAAUUAAACUGUGAGCAGAAGCAAGGUAGAUUCUCAAAGUUGAUAGAAUCUAUACACUCAAUUGGACUUCAGGUGACUAGUGCCAAUAUGACGACAUUUGAUGAUAAAGUCCUUAACAUUCUGACGGUUAAGGUAAGAAUAUAAUCAUUCAUAGAAAAGUGCAUUAAUUUGCUUGAUAUAUAGAGCCCCACAAAUAAGAUAAUUUUUUGGUAAUUCCGCUCAGAACUUUCAGUUCCACUCCAAACACUUAUCAUAUUACUGUUUAGGUUUAUGAAUUAGACAUGGAUCUACUGCUACAAUCUUAUAUUCAGGGAUUAGACAAGUACGGGAGGGACCAAAGAGUAAAAAAGAUUUAAGUCAUGGAAAAAAAUGUAACCUGCCUCAUUUUGAAAAAUUAGGUUGAUUAGAACUACUAUUAUCUGAAAGCAUUCAUCCUUCUAUCCCAACACAUUAAUCACAGUCUCUCAUAGUUCCCCUUCACAACUUCAGUUCAUAGGUCUCCUUUAUAUGCAAUGAGAUUAAAUUCUGUUCUACAGGCAACCAAGAAGGAUAUUCACCCCACUAAACUGAAAGAGUAUUUAAUACAAAAGACAAGUGAUGAUAGACAAAGUAGGUAACAAGCUCAGAAAAAUGGUGGGGAUAUGAAUGAGUUGAAGAACAGCACCCUUUCAAAGUUUGUACACCCGGUAUACGGAAAUUUUAUUCAACCGUGAGAAAUAAAGCACUUGAAUGACAAUUAUCAGCAAAGCCACCAAUUCAGAGCAAAGUUGAAAGUUCACAUGUUAGCUGAGGACUUAGUUAUUGACUGCAAAUAAAAAAUGUACCACAACUUCAUAGAAGUUGCCCUGCAAGCGUAAAUGGUAUUUCCAUUUUUCUAGGCAAAGUUAUAUUCUGUGUUUAGUAACUUAUCAUA